AAGAGAAUCAUGUCUUUUUUAAACCCCUACGGAAACAGGAAGUCAAAGAUAACUAUAGCAUUAUUUAAAAAAAAAAUGCUUCAGGUAAAUUUAUGAAAUUGAUUGUUAGGGUACCAUUUAAUGUGGCAGUUGUGAUUCUGAUAAAAAAAAUAUAAAUAUAUAUAUUAAAAAGUUUUUGGCACCUAACUAAAUGUACUCACAUUAAAAGUUGUAUUUUUGCUGCUGCUUUAUUUGAAGGUUUUUUACAUUUUUUGGGGAGAGGCAAUUGAAGCGCGCCGUAUAUCAUACAUUCUGCAGAAUAUACAAUAAAAUGAUGACAUGAUAGCUUUAUUUAACUGUAUAGACUGUUAAAGUUCUUGUUGUCAAAUAAGCUGUGGUAUUAUAUUUUCAGUGGACCCAACAGAAAGGAACUUUAACACCACAUUUAUGGCUCCAUAACAUUAGUGCUUGAUUGGAUUGAAGAUAUGUUCAGUUUGUGCAUGCACAAUUCAACGAUUAAAGUAUGUUUAAAAUUCCUCAAAUAAAUCCGUAAUUCACCUGCUUUGGUCUUUGAAAAGGACGUAAAUUCAUCCACCAUACCUUUCACCUGUCACUCAAAAUUACAUCAGUAUGACGUCAGCAACGUGUACUGGCCCUUUAAACGAAUUACGCACAUGCUCUUCCGCAAACAUCCGGUUUUCGGAAAGUGGAAGUACAUUUUUUUUUGCAAAACGCGUUUAAACGCAUCUUUUGACGCACGUCAUGUUGCGUGUGACCGUGUGAAGCUGCGCUUUGGUCCCGAAGCUGCUUGAUUUUCAGCAGAUGGAGGUCUGCAGCCUGGUUUCACGGAAAGAGGACAUUUCAUCGCUGCUGCCCGAGGAAACGAGUCCCAAGUAUAAAGAUUUAGGCCGCCAGUUCUCGGCAGUGAGGAAAGUUUGUGGUGAUGGGAACUGCUUCUACAGAGCUGUCUGCUUCGCACACCUGGAGUCAGUCCUGCACAGUCCCAAAGCCCUGCAGAGGUUUAAGGACCAGGUCUUACAGAGUGGAGAUGUUUUGGUUUCUGCAGGAUUUGACGAGACUUCAUUCAGCCACCACCAGAGCACAGUCCUACAUGUGGUGGAUCAAUGCAUGGCUGCAGAGCAUGAGGACACUCUCCUCAGGCUAUUCAACGAGCAGCUUAUCUCUGACAGUGUGGUGCAGUUCCUCAGGCUGCUCACAUCUGCCCACCUCCAAACCCAUGCAGACGACUUCUGCAACUUCAUCGAGGCACCAGAUUUAAAGGUGUACUGUCGUCAGGAAGUGGAGGUGAUGGCGAUGGAGUGCGACCACGUGGACAUCUUGGCCUUGUCGCAGGCUCUGGACGUUGGGAUCCACAUCGCCUCUAUGGAGGGUGAUGAACAGCAGCUGGUCCACCACAUCAUUCCCGAAGGAGCAGAUCCAUCCGUGCGUCUCCUCUACCAGAUGUCACAUUACAACAUUCUCUACCGACAGACUCAGCUCUGAUCUGCUCAGGAAACAGCAGCACUUUUCAACUGGGGAAAAACACACUCAGGCUUUCAGAUCCUUAAGAAAAGAGGCCUUUAUAAAAUAUUCCAGUCCAUUCAAACAGCUACAUAAUUAGCAGGAAUUAAGGUGAAAUAAAGCCGUUUUUAGUACAGAAA
Molecule: messenger RNA, 1640 nt
Organism: Girardinichthys multiradiatus
Lineage: Eukaryota; Metazoa; Chordata; Actinopteri; Cyprinodontiformes; Goodeidae
Product: ubiquitin thioesterase OTUB2-like
Exons: 5
Coding region: 802-1482 (226 amino acids)
Biological process (GO): protein K48-linked deubiquitination; negative regulation of double-strand break repair
Cellular component (GO): nucleus
Molecular function (GO): cysteine-type deubiquitinase activity; ubiquitin binding
Source: RefSeq, a predicted model, not a curated record